Messenger RNA from Rhinocladiella mackenziei CBS 650.93, 2160 nucleotides. RefSeq lists its product as uncharacterized. The coding region runs from base 1 to 2160 and encodes 719 amino acids. NCBI's taxonomy places the organism in Eukaryota, Fungi, Ascomycota, Eurotiomycetes, Chaetothyriales, Herpotrichiellaceae. The record is from RefSeq and is a predicted model, not a curated record. Gene Ontology annotation, cellular component: nucleus. The transcript has a single exon.
AUGGCUGGCAGAGCCAAAGCAAGUGCCCCGAAACGCCCAUUUCGAAACCAGAAGAAGCAGACAACUUUACAGUUCUCGCCGCUCCCUUCGUCCUCCCCGGGGAAAGACAAUUAUGGCAAAGCAGUGCAAGACCGACUAGUGAGUGCCAGAUACGGGACCGACAGAGGCUUGCCACAUAAUAUAAAUGAUGCUCGAAGUGAAACGGGAGAGACACAAACUCUACCCACACCGGAACCCUCCUCUCAAUUGCAGAAUGAAGAUCAGAGUGAGUCUCAAAUGAUCGACGACCCUGUUGAGAGACAUGAAGUUAACCGGAACUGUCUAGGAGCUACCCUGACACCCCUUCACACCUCAUCCCCUUCUUCACCUGUUCGAACACAGAUAGAUGAUGAGUCGGAUGAAGAUGAUCUUAUUUCAUCUGUUCAAAAGAGACGCAAGAUAUUAUCAGCCAUGUCUUCGGGGCCGGCAUUCAGCUCUACAAGACGAUCGGCGCGGCUGCACCCAGGCUCGCCAUCGCAACGUGAUGAACAAAACUCACCAUUGACGAGGCGAUCUGGGAGGUUGCGACGCAAAUCAAUACCACGAUAUGUGCAGUCCAGUCCAUCAGAUUCUUCGCAUACCGUUGCCUCAGUGGAGAUCCGAACCCCUACACGUCAGCCAUCGUCUAGGUUCUCUGAUAUUGGAUCGCCGGAAAGUAGCGAUGAAGGAGAUGCUAUAAUGGCGUCCAGGCCAACCGCUUCAAGACGCAAGUCCAGCGCUACGAAGAAGGAUCCUUUCAUAGUUAAUGAUGACGAAAUACAAUAUGUUUCAGACGACGAAGUCCCCCAUCCCAGAACAAGAAGGGGACGAAAGAAGAUACGUGGGGACGUUUUCGUUGUCGACGACGGUGAAGUAGAAUAUCUUUCUGAUGAUGAUGAUGACGCCGUGAAGGAACAACCAAGGAAAUCUCGCAAAUUUUCUACAAGCCACAAGUCACCAAGAACCCCUCGCCGGAGGAGUAAAGAAGAACAAGACGAACUUGAUGAGGAUUUGCGAGACUUACAAAAUUCCGACCAGGAGGGCAGUGUAAUCCAGACUCGCACGAGAGGUGGCCCUGUGACGACCCAACGUGACGAGGCAAGAGAGCAUUUUGACCUUUUAAAGAGGCGGCGAGCGGGAGAAAAAAUACCGCGCGUCGAGGAUUCAGAAGAAGAGGAAGAAAUUUCAGACGCUGGUGCAGAUAUAGAUUUCAUUCGGUAUCCACGCUAUGAUGUCUCGGACCCAGGGUCGGCGCAUUCUUCCAUUGACACGGACCAAGAACCAGAGGACGAACAAGUUGGAGACGACGAGGACUUUGUCGUUGAGGACUCUACAGGCAGACUUGGUCGGCCCCACCCCGACAUCCCUUUACAAUUCACGUCCUUUGCUUCGGCAAAACCACGAGAACUUUUCCCUCAUAUUAUUGAAUGGCUGGUCAAGAACAAAAUUGCACCGGCCUUCUCCCGCAACGACGAAUUGUACAACCUUGCCUUUGAUCGUGUGGAUGAUCAAGUCAAAGCGCAAGCGGGGAGCCGACUAAUCUCGGCGGCAUGGGGGACAGAAUUUAAACGAGCCAUUCUGGCAAGACCGAACAUGAAAGUCAUGGCUCUACCAGGUUCUGCCGAAGAUAAUAUACGCGACUGUGAUGCAUGCAAUAGAACAAAUCAUCCCGCACAGUACGAGUUUGUCUUUUCAGGCCAACCAUAUUACAAAAAGACCCUAGAGCCUGUCGACAACUCGGACGAUGAUGAAGGAGACGGCUACGAUGACGAUGUCAGUCGUGACGAAAACGGCCAUGCCCUCCCCUCGCAGGACCAACGCUUCUACCUUGGCCGCUUCUGCGCCGCCAAUGCCGAAAUGGGCCAUAAAUUGACACACUGGAAAUACCAUCUGAACGACUCGUUGAUGACAUAUCUAGAUAUGCAGGGUGUCUUGUCUGCCGAGGCGAUUGUUGCGCGCGACAAGAUGAACAAGAAGAAACGCGAGCGGGAGGCAGAGAACAUUGUCGACAACAUGCAGGAGACGGGCGUCAUAGGCGAGUUCUGGGCCGAGUUCGAGAAUGAUCUCAACGACGCGAGGCUGGGUAUGGAAGACUACGACAAGAGGGGCUCUCGCCUCCAAAGGACGCGUUGGCGCCAUUAG